Molecule: messenger RNA, 645 nt
Organism: Ostreococcus tauri
Lineage: Eukaryota; Viridiplantae; Chlorophyta; Mamiellophyceae; Mamiellales; Bathycoccaceae
Product: Ribosomal protein L13
Exons: 2
Coding region: 1-645 (214 amino acids)
Biological process (GO): negative regulation of translation; translation
Cellular component (GO): cytosolic large ribosomal subunit; ribosome
Molecular function (GO): structural constituent of ribosome; mRNA binding
Source: RefSeq, a predicted model, not a curated record
AUGUUCGCCGUCCAAGCGAACCAAGCGAGCGCGCGCGCCGUCGUGGCGCAGAAGCGUCAAGUUCCGGCCGCCAAGCGCGCGUCCACCGUCGCGCGCGGUCACAGCGUGAAGCUCCCGGACGGCGUCUCCGCCGAAAAGCUCGGAAGAGAUGUGUUCAACACGACGUACUACCCCAAGGGCGAGGACGUUGACAUGUCGCGUAAGCCGUGGGUGGUGAUCGACGCCGCGGGCAUGCGCCUCGGUCGCAUGAGCACCGCGGCGGCGAAGUACUUGCGCGGGGGUAACUCCGGCUCGUACACCCCGGCGUUCAACAUGGGCGUUAACGUUAUCGUUAUCAACGCCGAUAAGGUUGAAGUCACGGGCCAAAAGGCGCAGCAGAAGAUGUACUACAAGCUCGGCGUAAGAGGUAAGCCGGGUUCGAUGAAGGAGGAGACGUACGAGAGCCUGUUUGCGCGCCAACCGGCUCGCGUGGUCGAAAAGGCGAUUCGGGGGAUGUUGCCGAAGAACCGAUUGGGACGGGAAACUUUCACGCACUUAAAGGUGUACGCGGGCUCAGACCACCCGCACGCCGCGCAAAACCCGACCGACGUGACCGCGGACGUCGCGGCCUCCACGCACAAGGAUGGCCAAAUCGUGGUCGCGUAA